AUAAUAGUGGUGGUAAAGUGGGUUUGAACUUGCAGCCGAGGGUGAGUGGAGGAUAGUUCUCACUGAUUCCGUGUCGGACCAGCCUGAGGUUUGCGGAGAGAUCUACUCGGCACAAACAUCUCUCUGGAACUUACAGUUGGAGCUCUAGACUUCACGUCAGAUAUUGGAUUCCACAACUUCAGAGUCACCGCAGAGAUGUCACUACGAAUCAGACACCUGCUGUGGCUGGUGUGUUUGUGCUCGAGCUACGCUGAGCACGACCAAGCCUGGAAGAUGACAAUGGAAAAGAGCUCACCGGCUAGCGGCUCUCUGGCCGGCAAGGCGGUGUUGCCAUGCCACUUCUCAAUCACGCCAACCACCUCCGACAGCCCCACGCACACCCUUCACCCCCACCCCCGCAACUCUCCCACGCAGAGCCCCGAGGACCAGCUACGGAUCAAGUGGAUACGGUUGGAGGGUGAGGCGGAGAAGGUGGUGCUGGUAGCCCAGGGAGGAGUGGUCAAGGUGGGCCAGGAGUUUCAAGGCAGGGUGGCUGUCGCCAGCCACCCCGGGGCAGUAGGGGACGCCUCGCUGACCAUCGUCCGCCUGAGGGCUAGCGAUGCCGGCCUGUACCGCUGUGAAGUCAUGCACGGGAUGGAGGACACCCAGGCUUCAGUCAGUCUCAACGUCAGCGGCGUUGUGUUCCACUACCGGGCCAGUACCAGUCGCUACACUCUCGACUUCCAAGGCGCUGUGGACGCAUGUCAGUCAGCCGGGGCCACCAUCGCUACCGCGGAGCAGCUGCACGCCGCCUUCGAGGACGGCCUCGACCAGUGCGACGCCGGCUGGCUCGCUGACCAGACCGUCAGAUACCCAAUCACAAAGCCCCGUCCUGGUUGCUCAGGCGAUAUGAAGAACAGACCUGGUGUGAGGACGUAUGGGCUGCGGGACCCGACAGAGACGUACGAUGUUUACUGCUAUGUGGACAAACUGCACGGAGAGGUAUUCUACCCUGCCAUCCGCUACAAACUGACCUUUCGCCAGGCCACCCGUCUGUGUGUGAGCGAAGGGGCAGUGCUGGCCUCCCCUGGCCAGCUGUUCGCAGCCUGGAGGAGGGGUCUGGACCGCUGUGACUACGGCUGGCUGUCGGACGGCAGCGCCCGCUACCCCGUCUCGGUCCCCAGGCCCCAGUGUGGAGGGGGCCUCCUGGGGGUCCGCACCCUCUAUAAACACGCCGACCAGACCGGCUUCCCCAAGCCCACUGACCUGCAUGGGGCUUUCUGCUUCAAGGGUAAGGAACCAGAGAUCACUACUCCUGGACCAAUCACAACCCCGGAGGCUCUCCGACCGCACGCAGCGCCCAGAGCUCACCUUGCCGUUACAGUCAGGCCCCGACACCAACCCCACACCACCACCUUCGGGUCCCACCUCCCCCCCACAGACUCCCCCUCCCCCCCGGCCACGGUGAGCACUCCCUUCCCCGAUUUCGACGCGGACGACUUCGAUCAGAAGGACCCCAGCCUGGUCGAGUCCCUGCCCCGGGGGGAUAUCCUCUCCUUGCAGUUUCCCCCCCUGCCCACCACCGUCUCCCAGCCCUCGCAGCUGGACAUCGCCCAGGGGGGAGAGCCCUCCGACAGGGAGGAAGGAGGCUCCGGCCGGGGGGAGGAGAGCAGCGGGAGCGGGGAGGGCAGCGGGAGCGGGGAGGGAUCCAGCGAGGGGGAGGAGGGGGAUGGGGUGACUCCCCAGGCCGGGGGCAGGAAGGUCACCCCUGAGCCAGGCCUGCCUGACAGCACCCGCCAGCCAGGCCAGCGGCCUGCUGUGGUCUACAAGGAGGAGGGGCCAGAUUCUGGGGCCUUGCCAAGAGUUCCAGCCGGCACCACCCAGUCAAGCGCUGGGGACCAAUCGGUGGCCACCUCAAGCGCCGGGGACCAAUCGGUGGCCACCUCUGGAGCAGCCUCGCCCACCAAGGCGCCGUACCAGCUGAUCAUCGUCAACGUGCACGACAAAAACCACUCAGGUGAGCGUUUGGAGGAAAGUCCCCCCUCCCCCCCGGGGUCUCUGAGUUUGACUCGUUCUCUAGUUGACCUGUUUGCCAGAUGCUGUCGCUUCUGCGCGAUGCUGGCAGGGCUGGUCUGCUCGCGUGUGUUUGCUGUGGAUCACCACGGGCAGACAGAACCCUCUACCUCAGACCUUCACUUCGCUGUGCCGUUGGGGUUGUGUUUUGGAGAAACGGCCCUCGGAAACAGUCACUCUCCGUUCCCCUGA
Molecule: messenger RNA, 2244 nt
Organism: Hypomesus transpacificus
Lineage: Eukaryota; Metazoa; Chordata; Actinopteri; Osmeriformes; Osmeridae
Product: versican core protein-like
Exons: 8
Coding region: 196-2244 (682 amino acids)
Biological process (GO): cell adhesion
Molecular function (GO): hyaluronic acid binding
Source: RefSeq, a predicted model, not a curated record